AUGUCGAGCUCUGAAGACGAAUACGACCCAGCAGGAGCCCUGGACGAUAUCGAAUCCACCUUGGAUACUCUGGAGACGAUCUUGGAACCCUUGUUGAGCGGGAAGAUGACGUGGGAAGAGAUGUUGGAGAAGGAGUCGGGGGACCAUAUGGGACGGGCAAAGUUGAACAUGAUGAUGGCGUUUGGGGUGUGUGAUCUCUUGUUCGUAUAUCUGCAGAUGAAGGGUCAUGAUACAACAGAUCAUCCGGUCAUGAUCGAGCUCAAACGGGUCAUGGAAUACAAUGCCAAGAUCAAGGAGGCCGAGACCGCACCAAAACCUCGAAUGAAGUUGGAUACGGCAGCAGCAGGCAGGUUCAUCCAAGCUGCUAUUCCGAGAUCACAACGUAUAGCCCCCGGAACUGCCUCUUCUACGCCCACACCGGAACCGUCAAAAUCGAAUUCGAAAAACAAGCUGACCUACGAAGAGGUGGGCAUGAGCAGCCGGUUCAAACAUAUCGGGGAAGGGGAGGUUUUGGACCUGUCGUAA
This is a messenger RNA of Filobasidium floriforme, 525 nucleotides long. RefSeq lists its product as uncharacterized. The coding region runs from base 1 to 525 and encodes 174 amino acids. Gene Ontology annotation, molecular function: RNA binding; DNA binding. The transcript has 4 exons. The record is from RefSeq and is a predicted model, not a curated record. Gene Ontology annotation, biological process: maturation of 5.8S rRNA; regulation of gene expression. Lineage: Eukaryota; Fungi; Basidiomycota; Tremellomycetes; Filobasidiales; Filobasidiaceae. Gene Ontology annotation, cellular component: nucleolus; exosome (RNase complex).